CAAUGUGACGUCAGUAGAUCAUGGCUGAUGUGGGCAGCAAGUCUCUCAGCGGCCUUCUGAGCGGCCUGGCUCAGAUCACCUACUACGGUAACCCCGCCGUUACCGAGCAGAUGCUCAAGGCUGAACUGUACCCCGAGCUAUCAGAGCAAGACUUUCGAGUUCUGGUGGAGAAAAUGAACGGCAUCCUACGGUCUAUAACAUCUGCAGACAUGGACUUCAACCAACUGGAAGCCUUCUUAACAGCACAGACCAAGAAACAGAAAGGAAUUACACCAGAGCAGGCUUUAGCUCUAACCAAAUUCUGGAAAAGUCAUAAAGUUAAAAUUCAUGAAUGCCUUAUUAAUCAGAGCAAAUGGGAAAACUGCUUGAGAAAUUUCAGUUGGAGAGUAGACUUGAAGACUCAGUCCAGACACCUGGAUCAAAUUAACACACCAGUUGCAGUUGUGGAGUUGGAACUUGGAAAGAAUGAUCAGGAAUCAGAAUUUCUCUGCUUGGAGUUAAACGAGAACAAAGUGAAUCAACUGCUGAAAAAAUUAACUGAAAUUGAAGAGAGCAUCACUGCCCUGAGUUGUACCAACUGAUGUUGCUGGAGGUUACAAAACAGAACAGAUGGUAGUGUCAACAGACAAUUGAAACACUAACUGUUCCGAUGAUUUAUGUAAUAUAUGCAUUGCGUGCUUUGAAUGCAGAGUGGUUGUAAAUGGGUACGAAUCUGAGUUUACCUUGCAGGUCUUUGAUCUACAGCCACUUUCAAAACUAACAAUGUCUGUAAUUAACUCCUCACCAUCUGCUAUUUUUUCUACAACUAAACCAUCUUCAGGAAAUGGUUUUCAGUUUGAUACUACCCACAACAUUUUUCAAAAAUCAUGGAGUUGAGAUUUUAUUUAGAAUCUAAAGUUGCACUUGCAUUUUGGAAUUGAGUUUUCUUUUCCUUUUUGUUGUUGGAAAUGAUCUAAAGUAUCCUCAAUUCUUUUUUCUUUGACAACUUGUUGACAAGGAUUGAAUAUUCUCAUUGAGAAUAGUUCCAAGUGUUUGAUGACAAUUAAUGUGGGUAUGUAAAAGACUGGACCUCUGAGCUGAAUGAGUGCAUCUUGGACCAUGAAAAUAACAAUUGGCUUUGCAUCUAGCCCAAGAUGUGGCUUACCCAAGGAUAAUUGUUGUUGAACCAAAUGCCAUAAAUUAUUGCUCUCUCAUGUUUCUGAAGUCAAAAAUUUGCAAAACUGAUGAAGUUAUAGCUUGGAGUUUACUAAGAGCACUUGAUACUACUGGUAGACAAAUACAUAUCAUCAUUUACUGUAGACAUAAUGAAAACUUAUUUUGUCAUGUGAUGUAUAAUUUUCAUGGUUUUCCUUCAAACACUGUUUCAAUACCCUGUAUUCAUAUGAUGUCAAUUAUUCAGCCACUUACGAAUAAAUGCAUUAAAAAAAAGUUAAU
Pristis pectinata (smalltooth sawfish) is the source of this 1434-nucleotide messenger RNA. RefSeq names its product copper metabolism (Murr1) domain containing 1 (gene commd1). The record is from RefSeq and is a predicted model, not a curated record. Gene Ontology annotation, cellular component: endosome. The transcript is spliced from 3 exons. The coding region runs from base 21 to 581 and encodes 186 amino acids. Gene Ontology annotation, biological process: copper ion homeostasis; negative regulation of sodium ion transmembrane transport; regulation of proteasomal ubiquitin-dependent protein catabolic process. Lineage: Eukaryota; Metazoa; Chordata; Chondrichthyes; Rhinopristiformes; Pristidae.